AGGAGAUAUAGGGUUGAAUGUAUAUACCUAGGUAAGGAAAGGACUUGGAUAUGAAAGCUGAGAACAUUUUUACGUCAGAUCUCUGAUUCUUGGGCAUCAAUAUCAUUGAACGAGCUGUUCUCGUCUGGUAUAUUGGACUGUGAAUACUCAAGCGAGACCCCUAGUUGUCACUUUAUCUUGGCAUCAAAGUUCUAGAUAUGUACGCGAUUUGCAUACCUAGGUAUACAUUACCAUCAAUCCUCCUCAAUUCUAUUCAAACAUUUCGUAGCACUCUACUUUUAAGCUCCCAGAUGCUUUUCCAUAACUCACACGGCUAUUUAGACAGAAGUACAUCAAGGAUUUACCAAGAUUUACAUUCUUGCCAGGCUAAAACACGUCAGUCCAAUACCAUGGGAUCACCAUCGAGUCCCUCAAUUAAGCUACGCGAGCAAAACCCCUCAUCACCACCAAAAGUCUGUAUAGUCGGCGCGGGACUUUCCGGACUUCGAUGCGCCGAUAUACUACUUCAACAUGGUUUCGACGUUACAAUCCUUGAAGGUCGUGAUCGAAUUGGUGGCCGAGUUCACCAAGUAAACUUACCAUCUGGUCCAUUGGUCGAUCUAGGAGCAAAUUGGCUUCAUGGCAGCGACGAUCAACCAUUAUUGGAUAUGGCCAAUAGUACCAAUACGGAAGUGCAUACUUGGGCUGAAAAGGGAAUUUGGUUUGGAGAGGAUGGAAAGCCUCUUGCUGAUGGAGAUGCAAUGAUGAAUGAAGUGUGGGAAAUUAUUCAUGGGGCGUUUAAGUAUUCGGAAGAGAAUUCGGAGAAUAUUAAUCCUGAUAAAAGUCUUUAUGAUCUCAUCGAAGAGAAGCUUUUGGAGAAAUAUCCUGAUGAUGCGGAGAAGAGAAGAGUUUCGAUUCAAUUUGCUGAUAUAUGGGGAACUUUUGUUGGGAGUUCAGUGAAGAAGCAAAGUUUGAAAUUCUUUUGGUUGGAAGAGUGUAUUGAUGGAGCAAAUAUCUUCGUCGCUGGAACCUACAAGAAUAUUCUCGCCAAGAUCGCCAAACCAGCUCUGGAAAAUGCAAAAAUCCAAUACUUGACAAAAGUAACUCGCGUGGAAACAAAUCUAGAAAAUGUCACCGUAUUCAGAGAUGACGGUAAAAGCCUAGAAUUUGAUGAAGUAGUCAUGACCACACCACUCGGCUGGUUAAAGAAAAACAAACAAGCAUUCCAACCUGCACUCCCCGCCCGAUUUCUCUCCGCCAUCGACUCCCUCGGCUUUGGUUGUCUCGAAAAGGUCUACAUAACCUUUCCCCACGCCUUCUGGACCGAUCCCACACUCUCUCCCUCCUCCCAAACCUUCGACGGCUUCACCCAAUGGCUCGCACCCACCUACACACCCACCACCAAUCCCCACAAAUGGCACCAAGAAAUCGUACCCCUCUCCUCAUUCACCCCCCAAAACGCACAUCCCACCCUCCUCCUCUACAUCUACGGCGCGCAAUCCCAACUCUUCGCGCAAACCCUCUCGGAACUGCGUACUCCCGCCGAGAAAGACGCAUUCCUGAUUUCCUUUUUCAAACCCUAUUAUUCGCUGCUUCCUAAUUACAAAGAGGGGAAUCCAAAUUGUUUACCAGUGUCUUGUGUGGGUACCACGUGGAUCAAUGAUGAUCUGGCGGGAAAUGGAAGUUAUACUAAUUUUCAGGUGGGGUUGAGAGAGGGGGAUGAGGAUGUGAAGGUGUUGAGAGAGGGGCUGUCAGAGAGGAGAUUGUGGUUUGCGGGGGAGCACACGGCGCCUUUUGUUGCGUUGGGGACGACGACGGGGGCGUAUUGGAGUGGGGAGGCGGUGGGGAGGAGGUUGGUGGAGGCUUAUGGGAUGGGUGGGAAGAGUGUGUGA
Messenger RNA from Botrytis porri, 1871 nucleotides. RefSeq lists its product as uncharacterized. Lineage: Eukaryota; Fungi; Ascomycota; Leotiomycetes; Helotiales; Sclerotiniaceae. Gene Ontology annotation, molecular function: oxidoreductase activity. Bases 198 to 1871 code for a protein of 557 amino acids. The record is from RefSeq and is a predicted model, not a curated record. The transcript has 5 exons.